Molecule: messenger RNA, 1705 nt
Organism: Centropristis striata (black sea bass)
Lineage: Eukaryota; Metazoa; Chordata; Actinopteri; Perciformes; Serranidae
Gene: mrps31
Product: mitochondrial ribosomal protein S31
Cellular component (GO): mitochondrial small ribosomal subunit
Molecular function (GO): structural constituent of ribosome
Source: RefSeq, a predicted model, not a curated record
AUGGCUGCAUUAUUUUUUAUUAUAUCGUCCCAAUACCAUCCCGGAACCAAAGUUAUACUCACGCUUACGAGGGGACCUUUAUGUUGCUACACUGAAGACAAAUGUCAGGAGCGUGGAAGGGCAUUGCAAGAAACAAACAUGUAUAGGUUUUUAUUUCGGACAGUUAACGCAGCUCGAAGUUCUUCCCUCACCGUAUAUGAGUCGUGUGUGUUGCCAGCUAAAUGUGACAAAGCUGCUGCGCUGGUUUUCAGGGUUUCAAAUAGAGGUGGUAUUAAAGCCCUCAGCACAAGUUCGGUGAGGCUGUGUGAAAAGAAAAAUGAUGUUGCCGCCUCUCAUCAAGAUGACAAAACACACGCCGAUAAAGAGGCUGACCCAACAGAAACUCCAACUUUGGAAACACAAAAAGCUCAAGACGACAGUAAAGUGAAGAUGGAGAUGGAAGAUGGAGAAGUGAAGAUGGCUAAACAAAGCGAGCAGGAGCCAGUGGUGUUAAAGACAGACGGUGGAAGUACCUCGCAGCAGCAGGCAGAUGAUGAGACCAAAAAAGUUGGGAAGAGUGGGAAAGAAGGUCUCCUCCAACUUCUUGGAACCAUGAGCGUUAGAGUAACUACUAAGAAGAAGCCCUAUCGACCUCCUCUCUGGCCAAGUUUGAAUCCUCCAUCCCACAAAAAUCCAAAACCUAUGGAGAGCACCAAAAGUAUGUUUGAGAAAGCAACAGAGGAGACUUCAUCAUCACAGACGAGAAAGAGCGAUACAUUGGAUCCUGAACUGGUUGAAGCUGCGUCUGCUGCUGCGUCCACUCUGCCUGACAGCAGCCAGGCUGAGUCUGAGCUGCUCAGGAAGCUGCAGCAGCAGGAGACCAUCAGUGAGGCUCAAAAGAAAGGAGACAUGAGCUACCUCCAUGAAAUGAUCUCUAAAAUGAAAAUUGGAAGACGGACAGACUACAGACGGGGCGCUUCGCAGACGUUUGACCUCCGGUUUGAUCGUGAUGAGCAAGAAUUAAAUCGUGGAGAAGGCCCCAAGGCGAGAUUGUUUUCAAGGAAAAGACUAAACAUCUUCUCCCCCACUGCUGAUGAAGAUGCAGUUGAAACAGUUGCUCGGCCGACUCUAUGGGACAUAGACUUUGCUAAUGAGUUGUCUCUGCUAACCGGUCUAAAACCCCGCAACGGGUUGGAAGAAAUGCUCCAGUGGACCAAAGAUGGAAAAAUGUGGCAGUACCCAAUAAACAAUGAAGCUGGCCUCGAGGAGGAAGCCAGUGUCCCGUUCCAUGAGCAUAUCUUCUUAGAGAAACACUUGGAGGAGGGUUUCCCCAGCAAGGGACCAGUGCGGCACUUCAUGGAGCUCGUGUUGGCUGGUCUGUCCAAAAACCCCUACCUGACAGUCCAGCAGAAGCAGGAGCACAUUUCAUGGUUCAGAGACUACUUCCACGAGAAACAGGAAGUCCUCAAGGAGGCUGACGUUUCCCUCAACUGAGCUCAAGACAAUUACAAAGGCUUUAAACAUAACAUACUCGUACAAUUUUGCAGCUAUGAUCAUCUGGAUUUUUUAAGUUUUACAGAGAUGUGUUGGAGUGGACUGACAUCAAGUCUGUGUCCUCGUGUCAGACGUACAGUGUUUACUGUUUCUUGAUGUUGAUCACACUAUAAAACCACUGAAAUGUUGCUUAAAACUGCUUGUACAAACAAUAUAAAGCAGAAAAAGUGCA